This is a messenger RNA of Fusarium fujikuroi IMI 58289, 930 nucleotides long. RefSeq names its product related to histidinol-phosphatase. NCBI's taxonomy places the organism in Eukaryota, Fungi, Ascomycota, Sordariomycetes, Hypocreales, Nectriaceae. The transcript has 3 exons. The record is from RefSeq and is a predicted model, not a curated record. Gene Ontology annotation, molecular function: histidinol-phosphatase activity. The coding region runs from base 1 to 930 and encodes 309 amino acids. Gene Ontology annotation, cellular component: cytoplasm. Gene Ontology annotation, biological process: L-histidine biosynthetic process.
AUGGCGUUUACAUUACACUCACAUUCUGGCGAGUUCUGCCCUGGCCAUGCCAAAGACCAACUCGAAGAUAUCGUCAAACAUGCCAUCUCCGUUGGUUACAAGACCAUUGGCUUCACAGAGCACAUGCCUCGCUAUGAUCUACGCGAUCUCUAUCCCGAAGAGCUCGAUAACCCUCAAGCUGCUCUAGAAGCUCUCCCUCCUCGUCAUGAAGCAUAUCUCGUGGAAGCUCAGCGUCUUCAGCGCGAGUAUGCCUCACAGAUUCACAUUCUCAUUGGCUUCGAGGCUGAGUUCAUCCGCCCAAACUGCGCAGCACACGUUCGCAAACUCGCUGAGCAUCCCAUUGUUGAUUACUUCAUCGGCUCGGUGCAUUACGUCCACAGCACUCCCAUUGACUACAACAAGGAGAUGUUUGCCACAGCUCGUGAAGCAAGCAGUCGCAAGACUGAAGAGUCGCUCUAUGAGGAUUACUACGAUCUUCAGUACGACAUGCUCAAGGAGUUGCGCCCGCGCGUUGUAGGACACUUUGAUCUCGUGCGGUUGAUGAGUGAAGAUCCAGCCCGGGAUGUUCGGCAGUGGAACGGCGUUUGGGACCGCAUUCUGCGAAAUCUGGCUCUUGCGAGGGAGCAGGAUGGAUGGCUUGAGGUUAACAGCGCGGGACUGAGAAAGGGACUCGCUGAACCUUACCCUGGUAGCAUAAUUGCCGAGGAAUGGAUUAAGUUGGGAGGCAAGUUCACUUUCUGCGAUGACAGUCACGGCAUUGCACAGGUAGCCACCAACUAUCCCCGAACAGUCACUUAUCUCGAGAGUCUGGGCGUCAAGGAGGUCUGGUGUCUCAAGAGGACACCUAACUCUGGCGUGGAUGGAACAAUGAGAGCUACUGUUGAGGAAGUCAGUGUUCCUCUGAGUGCGUUCCGGGAGCAUUUCCCAUAA